Brassica oleracea var. oleracea is the source of this 855-nucleotide messenger RNA. RefSeq lists its product as uncharacterized. The coding region runs from base 51 to 683 and encodes 210 amino acids. Gene Ontology annotation, cellular component: dynein complex. Gene Ontology annotation, molecular function: dynein intermediate chain binding; dynein light intermediate chain binding. Gene Ontology annotation, biological process: microtubule-based process. Lineage: Eukaryota; Viridiplantae; Streptophyta; Magnoliopsida; Brassicales; Brassicaceae. The record is from RefSeq and is a predicted model, not a curated record. The transcript has 2 exons.
ACACAUGAGCCAUUAAAGAGUCCCACAAACGCAAAAGACUUUAAAACAUAAUGAAUAUGGCAAACGAAGAGAAACCAAAAAAGAAGAAGAGUCUCAUGAGCUUCUACAAGUUCUCCACUACCACAUCGAAGCAGUCACUCAUAAACCCUAAAUUCAAACCCAACAAAGACUCGAUCCCACCAUCAUCACUAUCACAAGAAGAUGCAUCAAAACCCAUAGUCCCCCGUCCAAAUAAAAUGCAAAACCAUCUGGUGAGAGACAUCUUCGAGUUAGAGACUAGUAGUAAAGAGAGAAAGAAAGGCGGUGAUGGUGGUGGUGCGGCGGAGGAAGGGAGAAAAUCGGUGUCUCACGUGGAGAGGGAUACAACGGCGAGGAUAGCGGCGGCGGCUGAGAUGUUAACGGUGAGGAUAUUAGCGGCGGACAUGCCGGGGUUUAUGCAGGCACAUGCGUUUAGGUGUGCGAGAACGACUUUAGAUAGUUUGGAGAAGUUUAGUUCCAAGCACAUGGCUUUCAAUCUCAAGAAGGAAUUUGACAAAGGGUAUGGACCAGCAUGGCAUUGCAUAGUGGGGAAAAGUUUCGGGUCAUUCGUAACACAUUCCACAGGUUGUUUUCUUUAUUUCUCAAUGGACAGACUCUACAUUCUCCUCUUUAAAACCAAAGUUCGUUCUACCUCUCCCCAUUGAUUUUCUUUCUUUCUUAGUCUUUGUAUUAUUAUAUUUGUUUUAUUCUCUUCCUUCUAGGAUGUAACUUGUACCAAUCAUAUUGAAAAGGCUUAUUGUAGAUUCCUACCCUUUAUUUUACUGUAAUGUAUUGUAUUGUUAUUAAAAGAGUUGGAAGAAGGAUUUGAACCCUAGU